Paracoccidioides brasiliensis Pb18 is the source of this 492-nucleotide messenger RNA. RefSeq lists its product as uncharacterized. Bases 1 to 492 code for a protein of 163 amino acids. The transcript is spliced from 2 exons. The record is from RefSeq and is a predicted model, not a curated record.
AUGGCGCGUGCCCUUCCGGAAUUGACAGCGACAUGCAUGGAUCUGCCGAGCACGGAGUACUUCCGAAUGCCUCAGAAAUACUUGGGUGUCUCAAAAGGGAUACUAUGGUUCCACGACUUCACAUCUCGUGAAGAAUAUAACGUGAAAAGCGUGAAAGAAGCUCAACCCUUUCUCCCGCAUCAAUUGAACCCAAAAACAGGAGGAAAAGAAACAUUUGAAUCCUGGAGGAUGACGGGGGAGGUGGAUAAAAUGGAGCACCCCGGGGAAAGGUCGUUCCAUGGCUCUGGUGAAACGGCUGCACCCCCAUAUCCUAAAGUCCCUACGUACGAACCUGUUUUCUCCCGUAGGAAUCGCACAAAUAUCACAGAGGUGUUCUUAAGUAUGGGAAAUCGAAAAGGAUUGUUACGAGCGGACACGGGGACGGGGACGGGGACGGGGAGAUCGAUCUGGAUCUGCAAUUCGGCACGGGAAACUGAAGAGCAAAAACAGUAG